CCCACUUCCGGGUUCACAUCUGUUUCCCUGCGCAACUUGACUUCAGAGACGCUCGAGCUGAGACUGACGGCGGGGCGGAGGGAGUGUCCGCUGCUGGGUGGAGGUGUAGCUGCAGGCUGACGUCUUCAUACUGUGAGUGACUUGAAAGAAGACAAACAAAAAAACACAGUCAGACAACAGCGCUUACGGAAAACAGAGGAACAAUUUCGUCCCUUAACUUCAUCCUGCGUUGAGUUGUAUGACCGCGUGAAGACACGAGAUGUAACAAAGUGGCAACGUGAAGCUAACGUGGAUUUACCGGUUUGUGCAAAAGGUCCUACAGGCCUGACCAGAUGCCAGGUACGUCAAUUAUGGAUACCACUAUUGAGGCCUCCCAGAGUGGAGGCCUGCCUUCAAAGCCAUCUCUGCCUCCCAAACCCACUCUCGCUCCGAAGCCGUUCUCUCUGCAAAAAAACAGCACAAUUCGCUCCUUCAAAGCUCCAAAGACUGUUUCCAAAAUUGCUCCUAUACCUAAGUCAGAAACAAGUCAGACCAAAAAAUCAGAGACAAAAAGUUCCCCGACCACCACUGUAACUACUCCUGCUAAAAAACUGCCUCAGCCCAUCAGUUCUGCAGAGACUCCUCUCAAAACUGAUCCUACAGCUGAGCCAGAAGCAAGUCAGACUGAGAAAUCAGAGACAAAAAGUUCCCCGACCACUGCCAUGACCAUCCCUACUGAGGAACUGUCUCAGCCUAUCAGGUCUCCAGAGGCUGCUCCGAAAACAGCUCCUACAUCUACGUCUGAAACAAAUAAGAUCGAAAAAUCAGAGACAAAAAGUUCCCCGACCACUGCCGUGACCAUCCCUACUGGGGAACUGUCUCAGCCUAUCAGGUCUCCAGAGGCUGCUCCGAAAACAGCUCCUACAUCUACGUCUGAAACAAAUAAGAUCGAAAAAUCAGAGACAAUUACUCCCACAACCACCAAAGUGACAAUCCCUACUGAAGAACUGUCUCAACCCAUCAGUUCUUCUGAGACUCCCCCCAAAACAGCCCCUGCACUUAAAUCUGAAACAAAUCAGAUUGAACAAUCAGAGACAGAAAAUCCUACUGCUGUCACCGUCCCUGCUAAAAAACUGCCUCAACCCAUCUUAGCCUCAGCUCCCAAACCACAGCCUGCAAGUGCGCUGCCUAAAUCUCAGCCAGAAGCAUCGAAAACAAGUGAAGCACUUCCACAGGUUGAGAACAGUCUUGGUUCUGAGACAGCUGCUCUGGAUCCAGCCACCGAAACAACUCCAACUAAAGAGGAGCCCAAGUCAGAACCGGCGCAGAAAGACAUCAUCCAAACAAACCACAAACCACCCACCACUGCUGUUGCUAGCCCAGAGCAGGAAGAUGGAGAGGAGAAGCAAAGUGACACUCCAGUUUCUGUCAGUCAAAAUACAGAAGAGUCAAGCAGCAACAGUCCAUCCACAAACGAUUCAUUUUACCAGCGGGGAAGCGUAAGGAAGCGUCUGCCUAAGGCGCUCACCUCAAAGUUCGAGUCAGGUGGCGUCCCUUUGCCCCGUCAGCCUUUCAUUCCCAUUCCCAAACCCAUCACCAAAGACGAAUCCAAUAAACCAGAGUCUUCUGACUCGCAGCCUGUUCACACAACACCAGAGCCUCCGAUCAAAGAGAGUGAUACUGAUGCAGAGGAUUUUACCGGCGGGACCAGCAUUCAGAAUAGAAUCAGUCAACUGAUGGACUAUGUGCCAAAGCCGGAGGCCACGACCAAGAGAAAGGAGCCAGAAAUAACGAAUGGGAUCGGAGACGUGAAGGAGAAGAUCAAAAACUGGGCGUCAGAAACAGGUCCAGAGGAUCAGAAGGUUGAGAAGAGUCCUCAGGCUGCAGACAGAGUUUGCUCCAUGGGAUUGAACCUGGAAACACCAAGAGUGGAAGUUCCUGCGGCGGAAGAGACGCCCACGCAGCCAGUGGACUCACGUUCAACAGCAUCCUCAUCCACAGGGAGUCAAAUUGAACCACCAGAGGAGGCACCAUUCAAAGAUAAACCCUUAGAAAAUCUAACAGAGACUUCAGCAGAGACUGACAAGCCAAAGGAAGAUGAUGUCCAGGUGCAGAGCAACCACUCGGCUGCUGCUGAUGAGAAAAACUUGGCCGAGCUGAAGAAGAAGAAGAUGAAGAAACGUCGCUCUGUUCGCUUUGGAACCGUGGUGGCAGAUGACGGUACACCUCCAUUGGUUCUGGGCCCAGAGCCUGAAUCCAGUGAGGAUGAAAAUCAAGAAGAGAAUGCUGAGGUUGAAAACAAGGAAAAAGAGGAGGACGCCGUUUCGACGCCCGUCUACAAAAGAGUCGGCAUAUUCCAGAGGAAGGACGACAAGACCCAAAGUCAAGAAACUCUGAAGCACCAGGAGCAGGAGGAGGAGAGAAAACGAAGAAAUCUUGAGGAGCAAAGACAGAAGGAGCUGAAAGAUGAGGAGGAAAGACUAAAAUUGGAAAAAGAUCAAAGACAGAAGGAAGAGGAGGAGACAAGAAAAUAUCAGCAAGAAUUAAUGGAGCUGAUGAGGAUCAGAGAGAAAGAACAAGAGCUGGAAAAAGAAAAGUUAAGACAGGAGCUGGAGAAGGAGCAAGUCAGAAAGCAGGAAGAGGAGGAGAGGAAGAGACAGGAGGAUGAAGAGAGGGAAAGGAGGGAGCUGGAGAGGAAGAUACAGCAAGACAAAGAGGAAGAGGAGAGAAAAAGAAGAGAACUUGAGGAGCAAAGACAGAAAGAGCUGAAAGAGGAGGAGGAAAGACUAAAAUUGGAAGAAGAGCAAAGACAGAAAGAGCUGAAAGAGGAGGAGGAAAGACUAAAAUUGGAAGAAGAGCAAAGACAGAAAGAAGAGGAGGAGUCAAGAAAAUAUCAGCAAAGAUUAAUGGAGCUGAUGAGGAUGAGAGAGAAAGAAGAAGAGCUGGAAAAAGAAAAGUUAAGACAAGAGGAUGAGGAGAGAAAAAGGAGGGAGCUGGAGAGGAAGAUGCAGCAAGACAAAGAGGAAGAGGAGGAGAGAAAAAGAAGAGAGGAAAUAAAGUUACAGAUGGAGAAGGAAAGGGCAGACCAGCUGAAAAAAAAGAUGGAAGAGAGUCAGCCAAGAACAGAGGAGAAUGACAAAAGAGAGGAAAAGCUCAUCAAUUUUGAUGCAGAAGAGCCUCCAACAUCCCCCUCAUCUCACGUCUCAAAGAACACAGAGAGCCUCAUCGAUGUCGUUUAUGAUGACUUCUCGAUCCAGAACCCUGUGCUCGACGUAGCCUUUGAUGACUUUUCUGUCAAACCCAGGAGACGGACUUUCCAGCCGAGGCGGGAAACUGCUCCCAUCAGCAGCAGCUGGAGAGUCGAACCUCCGAGGAAAGAUGACCUGCUGGUGUCCUUUGACAGCGAACCUCAGGUAACUCAGCAAGAAAACGAACCAAAGCCACAAGCCACGCUGUUGUUUCCCACCCCGGCCCCAGAGACCCCAGAGGAAGAGAAGGUUAAGAGGUUGUUGGCAGAGUUUGGUGUGAAGGAGGAGGGAGAAGAAGAGGCAGAGAGGCCGGUGGCGGACCAGCCUGUAGAGAGGAAGGAGGAGGAGAUGGAGAAUGGGGCACAAAUGGAAGACGAGAGUGAAGAAGAGGACAACAAAGAGCCACAGGUUAACAGCUACAUCACAAACGAUGAGGACAAACUCAUCCAGACUUUGUUGCACGGUGAGCAGGAUGGGAUUUCUGAACAAGCGUCCGGACCUGACAGUCCAACAGUCCCUGAUGCCUCCUCUGAAGAUCUGGAUAAUACUGAUUCUAAAAGAGAGAUGGAUUUAGAUGCAGUCUGUGAGAACUCUGCCCCUCUGCUUGACAACAGCUCACAAAAAUCUAAAGCAGUUUUGGGCAGGAGGCUAACACGAUCGCGUCCAUCUCGCUCUCUCAGAUUAGAGUCGGCUGAAGCUGCCACAGUACAAAUGAGUGUCUUUAAGGAUGAAAAAGACAAUCAGUCAGACUCAGAGGAGGAACCACCUGAAUCAAAGCCAGUUUAUUCUUCUACUCAGAGGGUUCCCAUGUUUCCAGGGCUGAACCCUAAAGAUCUACUUAUUGGAAUAAAAAAGAAAACCGGUGGCGUGGCAGCUGAAGCAGAAGAGAGAUCGGUAGAAGACAGAAGAGAACAAGAGACCGAAAGUCAAAAUAAGAAAGCCGCUCCAUCUCCGUCGCAGGCCUCAGGAACUCCUCGCGUGGCGCCUCGUCUUGCAGGAGCUAAACUAGUGCUGCCCCCUGCACUCAUUAAGGACGGAGGGCAUCUCAGGCCAACUCGUAGGAAGCAGACGACUCAGCAGAAUGGUGAAACUUAGCCAGACAUAAGUAAGAGACACGGCUUUCACACUCUUCAGCGGGAAUUGGAUCGUUUCAGCUCCUUGCUGAUGGCAGAUGUAAUGAUGAUUGCUCCGUUCUGCACUUUGAGUGCCUUACUUUGGAUCUUGUCUGAGAAAGAAGAAAUUGCGCUUUUUUUUUUCUUUUUUUUUUUUCUGGACACAGAGGCAACAUUGCCUUUUUGUGUGUUGAAAAUGAAAUAUGGUGCCAUGACUGUGCGCAGAGGCUGUUGGAUGCACUGUCUGAGAGCUCUCUGGAUGUUUGAGUGUACUUUAGAGCAAAGCCAUUCUGUGUCUUAAUCUGUGAAUGUGAAAUCCAUCAUAGAGGAAAUGAUGGCACUACACCUCAUCAGAAUACUGAUUAUGCUUAUUAAAAUAAGGCACUUUCCAGUCUUUUUACCUAAUCUAACAUGCACCACUAACUGGAUUAACACAAAAUCUACCACUAAAUCCAAUGCUUUAACUUUUAUAGAUCCCUCAGAAGAUGUGCAGGUCCAGACAUAAAUCCUUACACUUACUGUAAACAUCCUCACACAACAUAGACAACUAAAAGACAUAAAUGGCAAAAGCAUAAAAAUGUACAUAAUCACUAAGUGGAAGUGUGUUUGUAGUUUAAGUUGCACAGAUUAUUUUUUUAUAUCCUAUCACAAUUCUUCUCAAGGAAAGUUUGAAGCACUUUAACAAAACAUCACCAUAUUUCCACCCAUGCAAUAAAAUUUGAGCAAUAGCAAAAUCAUGUUUGAAGUUAUUUUUACAGAAAAUUGAGGUUUUUUUUCCUGUGUUUUGUUACAACACUGUCAGUUUCACAUUCUGUAGUUCUAUUUCUUUCUCUGGGGACAAUAACAGAUUCAGGAAGUGUGUGUGUUUAUAUAUGUGUGUGUUCAAGAUUGUAAAACUUAGAAAACCAUGUGCCUUUUUUAUUACUGGAAAAUUGUGACCAUUUUGGUCAUUAUAGUGUAUGCUUAAUGGAAAUUGAGGGACCUUUAAUAAAAGUUUUUAUUUUCUAUGAA
Messenger RNA from Poecilia latipinna (sailfin molly), 5350 nucleotides. RefSeq names its product inner centromere protein-like. Bases 333 to 4322 code for a protein of 1329 amino acids. The transcript has 11 exons. Lineage: Eukaryota; Metazoa; Chordata; Actinopteri; Cyprinodontiformes; Poeciliidae. The record is from RefSeq and is a predicted model, not a curated record.